UUUCAGAUGUAUAUAAACAAUUUGUUUAGUGACAUUCUACACCAGUGUUGAUCUAACUUUGAGAUUUAAAGUUACCAGUAACCUAAUACUUGGUUCUUAUUUUUCUUUUUCAAUUAAACUUUUGGAAUACAACAUGAAAGGAUUUAUUAUAUUAAUUUGUUCUAUUGGGAUUGUAUUAGCUGCACCACAGUAUAAUUAUUCACCAGGGCAUUCAGGAACAUCACAUCACGGUUCAUAUAGUAGUGGUGGUAGUAGUACCUUAAGUGGUGGAUCUGUUUUUGGAAAUUUUGGUGGUAGUUUAGGUGGUGGUGGUGGUAGCCGCUUUACAUCAUCUGGAGCAGAUUUUGGUGUUACCGGUGGUGGUGGCCAAGAAAUAAUAACAAAACACUUUUUCAUUCAUUCAGCACCUGAAGAACAAGAUGAAGUUGGUGCCGACAAAGUUAUUAAUUUAGGUCCAGGGCGUAAACACUACCGUGUGGUAUUCAUUAAAGCACCACAUCAAGGAGCCCAAGCUGGCAAAGUUAGACUUAUUGCACCAGCCAAUGAAGAAAAGACUGUUAUUUAUGUAUUAAGUAAGAAAACUGAUUUGUCUGAAAUUCAAGCUGAUGUACAACAAGCACAAUCUGAACCUACCAAACCAGAAGUACACUUUAUUAAAUAUAAAACCAAUGAGGAAGCUGCUCAUGCACAAAGAACAAUUCAAGCUGAUUAUGAAAAAUUGGGUGGUACAUCACAAGUAUCUGAUGAAGGUGUGGCUCCGAUUCAAUCAGUCAUUGGAGUUUUGGGCGAUUCAUCAACUGGAGGAGGGCAUUCAGGUGGCAACCUCAUCGGAAGUGGAUCAUUCACAAGUUCCGGAGGAAGUUAUAGUCAGGGUUCUAUUAACAGUAUCACUGGAAGCAGCUCUAUUACUGGUGGUGGUGCUCCAGCCACUUCAUAUUUACCACCAAGUCAUUAGAAAAAUAUAAUGAUGGUAAAAUCGUGGGUGGGUGAAUAAAUCUGUUUGUUAUGUAAAUAUUGAAAAAAUGAAAAAGAAAACACAAAAUUCUCUUUUUAUAACUGAAUUUGUAAAAUAGUAUUUAAUUAAAUAUUUGUUUUUAAUUAUAGAAAUAAUUUUUUAUUAAUUGUUAAUAAUUUUAAAGAAAUUUUUGUCAUAUUAUGUAAUAUAAAUAGUUUACACUGUCGUUCAUAUGUACUUUAAA
This is a messenger RNA of Condylostylus longicornis, 1199 nucleotides long. RefSeq lists its product as uncharacterized. The record is from RefSeq and is a predicted model, not a curated record. Bases 134 to 955 code for a protein of 273 amino acids. The transcript is spliced from 3 exons. Lineage: Eukaryota; Metazoa; Arthropoda; Insecta; Diptera; Dolichopodidae.